UGGAGAAGAGAAUUGUUGCAGCCAUGCCGGUUGUCUUCCUUCUCUUGACCUUCACCUUCGCCUUCUCUUUCCAUGGCUGCUUCGUGCAAGCAGGAGAUCCUGAAUUGUACUUCGACUGGAACGUCUCCUUCGCCAAAGUGUCUCCUUUCGGAGUAGAGAAGAAGGUUAUCGUGAUCAAUGACCGUUUGCCAGGACCUCUCCUCAACGUGACGACCAACAACCUCGUUAGCGUCAAUGUCUAUAACAAUCUCGACGAGCCUUUCCUCCUCACAUGGAAUGGAGUGCAAAUGAGGAGGAACUCGUGGAACGAUGGAGUGCCAGGAACGAACUGCCCGAUACCACCGGGGAAGAACUGGACGUAUCAUAUGCAGGUCAAGGAUCAAAUAGGCAGCUUCUUCUACUUCCCUUCUCUCGGCUUUCAGAUGGCCGCCGGUGGCUACGGGCCCAUCCGCAUCGACAAUCGUGUCAUCAUACCCAUCCCGUUCAGCUUCCCGCAAGAUGACUUGGAUAUCUUGAUUGCAGAUUGGUACGACAUGGAUUACCAGGACAUGAGGGAUGCUGUCGAUCAAGGUUUUCCAUUAUCAUUGCCUGAUGGGAUUCUUAUCAAUGGGUUGCCACCCGAGAAAGCAAAUUUCACGUUUAAAUCAGGAGCUACGUACCGGCUAAGGAUCUCAAAUGUGGGCAUCAAGACGACUCUCAACUUCAGAAUUCAAGGUCACAAGAUGCUACUUGUGGAGACCGAGGGAUCCUACACCCUCAAACAAUACUACGACUCACUCGAUAUCCAUGUUGGCCAAUCUUACUCGGUGCUUGUCACGGCCGAUCAGCCUCCGUCCACCUCGUACUACGUCGUCGCAUCGUCGCGCUUCGUCGAGCUCGAUCUAUUUGGCGUUGCUAUCAUCAACUAUGACGAUGGUUCGAACAAGAAACCUUCCGGUGGUAUACCGGAAGGGCCAUCACCGUUCGACUACAACUAUUCGAUGGAACAAGCUCGUUCCAUUAGGUGGGAUCUAAAAGUUGGGGCUGCUCGUCCGAACCCGCAAGGCUCGUACCGCUACGGUCACAUCAACAUCUCUCGGACGAUCGUCUUGCAAAAUGACGAAGUCAUGAUCGGUGACCGGACUCGGUACGCAAUAAACGGCGUGUCGUUCGUGUACCCCGACACGCCUUUGAAGCUGGCUGACUACUUCGGAAUUCCCGGCGUGUUCAUGGCCGGUGAAGUCCCCGACGAGCCCAGCGGCCGCAAGCCGACACUCGGCGCACCGGUGGUCGACGCCAUCUACAAAAGCUUCGUCGAGAUAAUCUUUCAGAACAAUGAGUCGUCGAUUCAGUCAUGGCAUCUGGAUGGCUACAACUUCUUCGUCGUCGGCAUGGAGGAGGGGAAGUGGAACGAAAGCUCGAGGUCAACGUACAAUAUGGUGGAUGCUAUCUUUCGCUCCACCGCUCAGGUGUAUCCAAACUCAUGGACGGCAAUUUUGGUGGCCUUUGACAACAUGGGGAUGUGGAACAUAAGGUCUCAGGAAUUGGAGAGGAGGCAGCUGGGUCAAGAACUCUACAUGCGAGUCAAGUGGGAUGACGCUAACAACAACACUGUUCCGAAUCCUCGAGACGAGAUGCCCUUCUCCCCCGGCCUUGUUCUCUGUGGAAAAGCUGCUGCUCGUUCCGGAACGCCGUAAAUCUCACUUGAUUUGCGUACCUAUUAACAAUCAAACAUGUAUCUCUUAUUUGUCUUUGUUUCCGUUUUGUGUACUACUUGAAUGCUGUUGGUACCACAAGAGGAGUGAUUAUGAAUGACUCCUGCAUUCAUCA
Messenger RNA from Musa acuminata AAA Group (dessert banana), 1809 nucleotides. RefSeq names its product L-ascorbate oxidase homolog. The record is from RefSeq and is a predicted model, not a curated record. Lineage: Eukaryota; Viridiplantae; Streptophyta; Magnoliopsida; Zingiberales; Musaceae. Gene Ontology annotation, molecular function: oxidoreductase activity; copper ion binding. The coding region runs from base 24 to 1676 and encodes 550 amino acids. The transcript has 8 exons.